Messenger RNA from Prunus avium (sweet cherry), 663 nucleotides. The record is from RefSeq and is a predicted model, not a curated record. NCBI's taxonomy places the organism in Eukaryota, Viridiplantae, Streptophyta, Magnoliopsida, Rosales, Rosaceae.
AUGGUAACUUCAAGGUUGCAAAUAUAUAUCCUGGCUUUUUGUGCAAGCCUUCUCCUUGCAAGUAGCUCUAGCCAUGGCCAUUCUAGGCAACAUAAAAAGCAUGAAGCCAUGUUCAUCUUUGGUGAUUCAGUAUUUGAUGUAGGAAACAAUAACUAUAUGAAUUCUACAACUUCUUUCCAGGCAAUUUUCUUUCCAUAUGGAGAAACCUUCUUCAGUUACCCAACUGGUAGAUUCUCCGAUGGCCGUCUAAUCCCAGAUUUCAUUGCUGAGUAUGCAAAGUUGCCAUAUUCACCACCAUUUUUGCAGCCUGGGUUGAACAAUUAUACUUAUGGGGUGAACUUUGCAUCUGCUGGAGCUGGUUCUCUAGCUGAAACUCAUCAAGGAUAUGUGAUAGACCUUAAAACUCAACUAUGUCAGUUCAAGAAGGUGGUGAAACAGCUGAGGCACAAACUAGGCCAUGCAGAGGCCAAAACAUUUUUGUCGAAAGCUGUUUACUUGAUUAGCAUUGGAAACAAUGAUUAUUUUGCCCCCUUCACAUCAAAUUCCAGUUUGUUUGAGUCCCACUCACACAAAGAAUUUGUUGGCUUGGUCAUUGGCAACCUUAAGAAAGUGAUCAAAGUAAUAUACACUGUCUUCUUCUUCCAACAUAUACAGAGGAAUUGA